AAGGAUAGACAGAGGAUACUGCAGGAAGAUCCUAAGGUAAUUAACGCGUGGUUUAUGCUAGUAGAGGGUACUAAGGCUAAGUAUAGCAUCUACAACAAUAACGUGCACAACUUUAAUAAGACUAGUUUUUCCAUAGGUGUUGCUUUGUCUUUAAAGGUUGUAACAGGCUUAGAGAGACGUGCUUGGCCAGAGCUUGUUCAGCCAGGUGAUCGCGAGUGGGUUACCGUUAUUCAGAGCAUCUGCGCUGCUGGGUAUGCAACCCUGCCUUUCAUUAUCUACAAAGGACGCGUCCACAUCUCUGCCUAGUAUAAGGAGACAGAUAUACCCUAUAAUUAGAAGCUCUUAGUCUCUAAGAAUAGUUAGAUAAAUAACA
This is a messenger RNA of Didymella exigua CBS 183.55, 373 nucleotides long. RefSeq lists its product as uncharacterized. Lineage: Eukaryota; Fungi; Ascomycota; Dothideomycetes; Pleosporales; Didymellaceae. The coding region runs from base 55 to 306 and encodes 83 amino acids. The record is from RefSeq and is a predicted model, not a curated record. The transcript is spliced from 3 exons.